AUGGGAUUUACAGGACUCCCUCCCGAGUUAUCAUUGUCGAUUUGUAGUGAACUUGACGAAGAAAAUUUAAAUAUUUUAUCAAUUGUUUCACAUGAUUUUAAUAAAUUAGCUUCAGACAAUGAAAUAUGGAAACAAUUUGCUUUAGAAAGGUGGAAGGAUAAACAGGGGAUAAAAAAAAUAUGCGAAGAGAACCGUCGAUUUUGGUCUAACUCUGGUACUUGGAAACGCGUUUAUAGUAUCGUUGAGAGAGAAGCACAGCGAACUUUAUGGGAUGUAAAUGACUUGGUUGAAAAUAGUUGGACUUGUACACAUAAUGAUAAUCAUUGGGGCACAAAUCAAUUAGUAACAUUCCACCCAAAUGGUACUUACACCCAACAUCAUCAAGCUUUUUUUGAUCGGUCUUAUUCGUGGUCCAUUGCCGGCGAUGGAUCUAUAAGUUUGAACCAAAAAUCUUAUAAAUCGUCUAGAUCUCCUGAUUGGAAUUUAAUAAUUGAAAAUGACUUGUUGACUUUUACUUCAUCCGGUAACGAAAGUUUUAGAAGGAAGUUAAAAGAAUUCGAUUCCGAAUUGAUAAUUGAAUUCGGACAAUGUGGCAAUAAUCAUUUAAGAUAA
Cetraspora pellucida is the source of this 612-nucleotide messenger RNA. The record is from the annotation of a GenBank genome assembly. Lineage: Eukaryota; Fungi; Glomeromycota; Glomeromycetes; Diversisporales; Gigasporaceae.